Messenger RNA from Pogona vitticeps (central bearded dragon), 969 nucleotides. NCBI's taxonomy places the organism in Eukaryota, Metazoa, Chordata, Lepidosauria, Squamata, Agamidae. The record is from RefSeq and is a predicted model, not a curated record.
UUAAAGGACAACAUGAACAAUCGUACUUCCACAUCUACCUUUCUGUUGCUGCAGUUCUCAAGCAUCCGAGGAUUACAGAUCUUAAACUUCUUUGUGUUCCUAGUGUUGUAUCUGAUUGCACUAGCAGGGAAUCUUAUCAUCAUCCUUGCAAUUGCUGUUGAUCACAGACUGCACACUCCCAUGUACUUCUUCCUUUUGAAUCUGGCCAUGCUAGACCUUGGUGCUAUUUCUGUCACAGUACCCAAAUCAAUAGCCAUUUCUGCUAUGAAUGAUACAUCCAUUUCCUUUGCUGGAUGUGUUGCUCAGGUUUUCUUUUGUUUCUUCUUUCUAUCAUCAGACUUCAUUGUCUUAAUCAUAAUGGCCCAUGAUCGGAAUGUUGCAAUUUGCAACCCACUCCAGUAUGAGAGAAUUAUGCAUAAGAGAGCCUGUCUUCACAUGGUGGCCAUCGGCUGGAUUGUUAGUCUCGCUUAUGCCACAUUGCACACUUGUGGUACAUUUGCAAUCACCUUCUGUUCUAACAUUGUUGAUCAGUACUACUGUGAGAUACCACAGCUAUUAAAGCUCUCGUGCUCUGAUAUUUACUUAGCAGAGGCUGGGCUUUUAGUAUUAAGCUGUGCUGUAGGGUUAGGAUGUUUUAUCUUCAUCAUCAGAACAUAUGUGCAGAUCUUUGCUACUGUCCUCAGGAUCCCUUCUGUGCAUGGUCAGAAAAAAGCCUUCUCCACUUGCAUUCCCCACCUGACUGUUGUCUCUCUGUUUAUGUUCAGUGCACUUUUUGCCUAUGCAAAGCCUGUCACCAAUACCUCUUCCAAUCUGGAUAUAGCAUUUGCUAUGAUAUAUGCCACAGUUCCUCCCAUGCUGAAUCCAUUCAUCUAUAGCAUGAGAAACAAAGAGAUCAAGAAUGCCCUAUGCAAACUGUUAGAUGUGGUACUUUCCUCUAAAGCCAUGCUUAGAUGUAUUCUGCAAGAAUAA